Molecule: messenger RNA, 1944 nt
Organism: Macadamia integrifolia
Lineage: Eukaryota; Viridiplantae; Streptophyta; Magnoliopsida; Proteales; Proteaceae
Product: phosphopantetheine adenylyltransferase-like
Exons: 8
Coding region: 985-1554 (189 amino acids)
Biological process (GO): coenzyme A biosynthetic process
Molecular function (GO): pantetheine-phosphate adenylyltransferase activity; dephospho-CoA kinase activity
Source: RefSeq, a predicted model, not a curated record
GAUUGCAUAUUAACCACCCAUCCAAGGAACCAGUGUUCCUAGCCGCUACUCGCACUCACCUUUGCUCAACCGCUACCCCGCCAUUGCACUAACCCUCUGAUCUCCACCCAACUUCUAUCUUUUUUUCUUUUGGGUGAAAACCUAACUUCUAUCUGAGAAACCAAUUGCAAAAUCGACGGAGUAAUCUCAUUGUCGUGAAGUGAUGGUCUCACAAGUGCUCCGGCACCUCUUCAUUGCCAUAAUUUUCUUCCUCACUUUUCUCUCCAACCUGUGUGCCCUCUUUAGUCCUCUCCCUCUGGAACUUUUCCCUCCAAAGAAUCACCAAACGGCUAUUUGAAAUGGUAAAAUAAAAUUUUCCUUUGCUUGUGUAUAUCUGUCGCAUAUCCUACUAUCCUAUUCCCAAGGUCCCCGCUAAACAAACGGGGCCUAAAGGAAUCUAUGGUAAUUUAUGGGAAAAAGUCCCACUCCUACCAUGUAGGGUACAGGUAGAAAGUUAGAAAUAGAAGCCCUAAUUCGAAUUUUCUGGGUUUUGGGGGAGAGGUUUAUUCGUUUUAGGGUUUAAUUUCAUGAAAGAGGGGGAGCUUCUUUUUCUUCUGCUAGGAUGGAUUUCUUUUCAGGUUUGAGAGGCUAUGAGUUUUUCUUCAACUUCGUUUCCGAUUUUAAACAAGGGAAAGUGAGAAAAGAAAGGUAAAUCGGAGUUGAUUUUUAAGGUUUCAGAGAGAGGACUCUUCGGUCUUGGUGGUUCUCAGGAUGUUCUUUGUGAUCCCAAUUUGGGAUUUGUAUUUCUUAAAAGAAGGUCUUGAGGAUUUGUAGUUUUCUCUUCACAGAGAAGAAUCGAGUGGGUUGUAUUUGACAGGGAGUGUUCCCUCUUUGAGAUUGGUAUUGGAUUCUCUCCUGAAAUCUAUUUUAAUAGCAGAGAACUCUGUGGUGCUUAGAAGCUCGCGCUCCAACUUCAACUCCAACAAUUGCCUGUUUAGUGAAAGAAUGGGAAGUAAUGAAUUGGUCUCUGAUUUAGAGAAAGCUUUUGAGAAUAGAUUGGUUCGUGAACCCUACGGUUCUGUUGUUCUUGGAGGAACCUUUGAUCGUUUACAUGAUGGUCAUCGUCUUCUUCUGAAGGCAGCGGCGGAGUUUGCCAGGGAUCGGGUGGUUGUGGGGGUUUGUGAUGGACCAAUGCUGGCUGACAAAGAGUUGGCAUACCUAAUUGAGCCCAUCGAGAUGAGGAUGAAAGCUGUUGAGUAUUUCAUCAAGUCCAUUAAACCAGGAUUGAAUGUGAAAACGGAAGCUAUAGUGGAACCUUAUGGCCUAUCAAUUGUUGAUGACAACUUGGAUGCUAUUAUUGUCAGCAAAGAAACUUGGGCUGGAGGAAUCUCUGUUAACAAGCGAAGAGCUGAGAAAGGUCUGCCACAAUUGAAGAUUGAGGUAGUGGAUCUUUUACCUGAAGAAAAUAGUGGUGAAAAACUAAGUUCGACUGCUUUGAGGAGACUUGAUGCUGAGAAAUCCAAGUUGCAGACCAACAUGGUGCACGGUCAGGGAGAAUCAAUGACAAACAGAUAAACCCGAUCUAUGUUGAAGCGGAAAGAGAAGCUAGGGGCGGCAGGGUGGUGAGAAGCAUGCUGAAUCACUUAAGCUCCUUAAUACUGACUAUAAUAAACAGGAAGUUCUGUUGGCUGCUUCUAAUAGGAUGGAGUUUGGGAGGAGCAACAGAAGUAUUUACAGAAUAUGUUAUGCCAUUACUGCAACAGGGCAAAGAUGAUGGUCGCAGGGUACUGAAUGAUUAUUCAGAAAUAUGUUCCACGUAAGUUAUCUUUUGUUUGAGAUUGAAUUUACAAUAUAUUGGUGUUCCUUCUUUUUAUUAUUUUCUUUGUGACCUUUCAAAAAUACAUGAAAGAAUGUACUUGCAAUAUACGCCAGAAGCAUUUGGAUAAAAGAAAUUAUAGUAACUCA